AUUGCCCGUCAGCUGCAAGGGGGUUCCAGAACGGGAUAAUGGGAUAAGGGCGGUACUGACAAGUGUUCAUGCCACCGAGCUGCUUAUAGGUGCCUUUGGGGACAUAGUCCUCGGAGACCACUGGUGGAAUAUUGCAACAAGACUCAUUAUGGCCAUGUGUUGCCGGCAUAGUAGCCAUGGUAGCGACGGGGCAGUGAUGGGUUCGUGGAGGAGGUCGGGAUUGGGAUAGUGAACAAGGAUUGCUGCGGAAGCUUGAGGCGACCGUCGUAAAGGCUCGUGAUGGUGGACUCAACACGAGAGCUUGGUUGACGAUCGUCUUUAUACUCGGUGCUGCAGGACUGUCAUUAACCAACUUGGCAGCUGCAGUUUGAAGCCGACUGGAGCCCAGGGUGGGCGUGGUUAUCUUCGGAAAACCAAAGCUUGGAGGCAUGAUGACGGGUUGUUGCAAGAAUACGAGUGCGGACUUGAAGAUCUUGUGGAAAACGAUGGUGUUGAUACGCAUUCUUCGUAUUCUCAUUGUUCGGAGCAAUGGCCGAACACCUAAGGGACAUAGCGUUUUCGAUCAUCGGAGGUCCGCGGGGACCCACCCAACACCGUCAGAUCUUACCAUCGGACCCUCCGCGGCUGAGCCAUCCGAGCCAACCCAUUGGUUAUUUCCCAUUUGGAAACCCGACGUGAAUUCAUUUGCAGAUUAUGGCAUCUUUUCUGACGAAGUUCACGUUUCGAUCGCGCUUUGUCCGAUCGCGUUCGGUUAUCAGAACAACUUCGAGACGUCCCCUGGGCCCAUUUUAGUCUCCCGAGUGAAUAAUACUCAGCAUUACAUUCAUGAGGUUUCCCUCACAUCCCUACCUGACCAUUAUACCAUACAGUAUCGUCAACCUCAGAAAAUCCCGUCGAACUUCGCCAACCCCGUCGCAAUGGCACUUUCAAACCCCACGCCUACUUUCCUCCCAAACCUCACAUACCUCUUCAGCGCAACCGUGAAUCUCGGCAAAAGCCUCGGCCCCAUCCCCAUGGUGGAAGGCGGCGCGCGUCGUGGAAGUAAUCACCGGCGGCACCAUCUACGGUCCCGGGUUCAACGCUACGAUCGAGGGAGGUGUGGCUGCACCAAUUCUAGUGAACAACGGCGACGGAACGAGGAUCCAUAUACCGUACAUCUACGCCUAUGGCACCGCAGACGUGUCAGAUUUGAUGGUAUCUGAAGAUGUCACGGUGACAGAAAGAUUGAUUGAAGAUGGGUUGACUGAUUGUAUUCAGGUGUGUGCUUG
Messenger RNA from Westerdykella ornata, 1268 nucleotides. RefSeq lists its product as uncharacterized. The record is from RefSeq and is a predicted model, not a curated record. Lineage: Eukaryota; Fungi; Ascomycota; Dothideomycetes; Pleosporales; Sporormiaceae. The transcript has a single exon. Bases 429 to 1202 code for a protein of 257 amino acids.